GGGUUGGGCAUGGAUCGGGGUGGGGGGGGUGACCAACAGGGCCAGGGGAUGGCUCCUGGGGCUCUCCCAUUCCCUGAGCUCGCUCACUGCACCGUGGGCAAGUUAGUUUACCCAGCAACCCAAGGAAAACAGACAGGUUUAAGCUGGUUCUCCCCAGAAGACUAGGGGAAAGAAGGCGUGUGCAGGUGAGCAGACACCUGCUCGGGCAGCAAGGCACUCCCAGGGCAGUGUCAUUAGGAGGCCACUCUUUCACCCAGCCCCAGGCCCCGCACCCUGAAGAUGGGCGGUGGUGGCUGGGGUGGGGCUUCGGGAAUGCAGUCCCGCCCCCAUACCCCCACCCCGGCGGCCAGCCCGAGGUCAUCGGCCGCCUCUGGAGCAGCUGAGGCCAGACUGGACUCACCUGUCCCAGUGGGGUCCCCACCCCCACCGCCAGCAGGCACCCGGGUGGAGGACGCAUGCUUGGAGGGAUCCCGAGAGUAGGGGAGUGGAAGGGGCUGUCUCUGGUUUCCCAGCACUCCCAGCUCGGAGAUAAGAUUUCCUUUCUUUCAGCAUCAGCCUCAAGCCCCUCCCUCUAGGGAAAGCAGAAACGGGAAUGGAAUUCCAGGGUCUCUAUGAGGUCAAAGGCCCCAUAGUGACCUCCCACGUCUCGACGCAGGGAUCAGGGAUAGUAGGAAGAAGAGCCCGGGGAGAAAAGAGUUGGGGGAGGUUGCCCUUCACACAUGCAAUGAUGUUACUGUCCCAGGAAGGCAGUUUGCUUUUGGAUGUGUUUUUCAGGAGACUGCAGGCAUUGGUGCUGAUGGCUUUUCACCUCCAGCUGGUGCAUGCUUUUGUGAGCUAGGUGGUCCUUAGCAAGGUCACCUGCUUUCCCCCUCGCCUGUCAAAUUGAGUUUAUAUAUAUAUGUAUAUAUAUACAUAUAUAUAUGUUUGUUUGUUUUUUCGUUUUUUGAGUUUAUACUCUUGAGUUACAAAUCUUGGGGACCUGGCCGGCUGGGGUAUGAAGAACUCACCAGUGUUUCUCUACAAAGUGAAGCGGAGCUGCCUUUCCUGUGGCCCAGAGCCUGGGGGUGAAGAGAAGAAAGGGAGAGGGAACCCUAUUUCUGUUCAGUCGUUUCCCCCAGAGCUGGUGGAACAUAUCAUCUCAUUCCUCCCAGUCAGAGACGUAGUCGCCCUAGGCCAGACCUGCCGCUACUUCCACGAAGUGUGCGACGCUGAGGGCGUGUGGAGACGCAUCUGUCGCAGGCUCAGUCCCCGCCUACGAGAGCAGGGUUCUGGGGUCCGGCCCUGGAAGAGAGCGGCCAUCCUUAACUACACUAAGGGACUGUAUUUCCAGGCAUUUGGGGGCCGCCGCCGCUGUCUUAGCAAGAGCGUGGCUCCCCUGCUAGCCCAUGGCUACCGCCGCUUCUUGCCCACCAAGGACCACGUCUUCAUUCUCGACUAUGCCGGGACCCUCUUUUUCUUCAAAAAUGCCCUGGUUUCCUCCACCUUCGGCCAGAUCCAGUGGAAGCGGGCCUGCCGCUAUGUUGUGUUGUGUCGGGGAGCCAAGGAUUUUGCCUCGGACCCAAGAUGUGACACAGUUUACCGCAAAUACCUCUAUGUACUGGCCACCCGGGAGCAGGCAGGUGUGGUGGGCACCACCAGCAGCCGGGCCUGCGACUGCGUUGAGGUCUACCUGCAGUCCAGCGGGCAGCGUGUCUUCAAGAUGACGUUCCAUCACUCCAUGAACUUCAAACAGAUUGUGCUGGUCGGUCAGGAGACCCAGCGGGCUCUACUGCUCCUCACAGAGGAAGGAAAGAUCUACUCUUUGGUGGUGAAUGAAACCCAACUGGACCAGCCCCGCUCCUACACCGUGCAGCUGGCCCUGAGAAAGGUGUCCCGCUGCCUGCCUCACCUGCGUGUGGCCUGCAUGGCUUCCAACCAGAGCAGUACCCUCUACAUCACGGACCAGGGAGGAGUGUAUUUUGAGGUGCAUACCCCAGGGGUGUAUCGUGAUCUGUUUGGGACCCUUCAAGCCUUUGACCCCCUGGACCAGCAGAUGCCGCUUGCUCUCUCACUGCCUGCCAAGAUCCUAUUCUGUGCCCUUGGCUACAACCACCUUGGCCUGGUAGACGAAUUUGGCCGAAUCUUCAUGCAGGGAAAUAACAGAUACGGGCAACUGGGAACAGGGGACAAAAUGGACCGAGGGGAACCCACUCAGGUCCCUUAUCUGCAACGCCCCAUUGCCCUUUGGUGCGGCCUCAACCACUCCCUGGUGCUGAGCCAGGGCCCAGAUUUUGACAAGGAACUGCUGGGCUGUGGCUGUGGGGCUGGAGGCCGGCUCCCCGGCUGGCCUAAGGGGAGUGCAACCUUCGUCAAGCUGCACGUCAAGGUCCCUCGGUGCGUCUGCUCCCUCUGCUCCACCCGAGAGUGCCUCUACAUGCUGUCCAGCCAUGACAUUGAGCACCAGGUCACCUAUCGGGACCUGCCGGCCAGCAGGGUGCUGGGGACCCCCGAGCCCAGCCUAGGGGCUGGAGUACCCCAGGACCCUGGGGGGGCGGCCUGGGCCUGUGAGGAGUACCUCAGCCAGAUCCACAGUUGCCCCACAUUGCAGGACCGCAUGGAGAAGAUGAAGGAGAUCGUGGGCUGGAUGCCCUUGAUGGCCGCACAGAAGGAUUUCUUCUGGGAGGCCCUGGACAUGCUGCAGAGGGCUGCUGGAGGGGUUGGCCUGCCAGACCCCCCCGAGCCCUGAGGGCUGAUCCCCCUCUCUCCUAGCCUGACCCCUGGAAGGACAGUCUGGCCCUGGGCCAGGGGCUAAGGAGAGAUGGAGUGGUAGCAGUGAACAUUAAGUGCGUGUGUGGGAAGGGGGACACAGAGGGGUGGGGACUUCUAGGCAUGGAACUGUUUUGUAAAACGUUCAGGGGGCUGCCCAGGAGGGGCCCCCAACCCAUCAUGGACAAGAAAUCUGAUGGACAAAUAGAAUAAAAGGCUGAAGCAA
This is a messenger RNA of Choloepus didactylus (southern two-toed sloth), 2971 nucleotides long. It is a transcript of the gene FBXO24, whose product is annotated as F-box protein 24. The transcript has 11 exons. The record is from RefSeq and is a predicted model, not a curated record. NCBI's taxonomy places the organism in Eukaryota, Metazoa, Chordata, Mammalia, Pilosa, Megalonychidae. Gene Ontology annotation, molecular function: protein binding. The coding region runs from base 995 to 2725 and encodes 576 amino acids.